AUGGCCAUGGUGGCCCCGCCGAUGCCGGAUGGCAUCAUGGCGCAGCCCUGCGGCAUGAUCCCUGCGGCGAAGCCCAAGGCCAAACCCGCCGCACCCAAGAAGCAGAGGUCGCGGGAAGAGCCCAAAGCGCGGGCAAAGGAGGCCGACGAUGAGGAGGUCUCAGGCAGAGGGGUGAUCUCGUUGCUUCAGGAGUUUGUGCAGUGCUCCAAGAACUUCCCAACCCCUCAGCAUCGGCCGAUCCUGCAGUGGACAUUUGACACCCACAUGGCCGACAACACCAACUUAGAAUUUCGGGCGCAGGUCUCGUUCCUUUUGGACGGCGUGCCACACCAUGUGGCGGGCGCCUGGCAGCAGUCCAAGAAGCUCGCGCAGCGGGACACUGCUGAGCGUUGCCUAGGCCUCUUCGUUGGGUGCUGGGGCGCCUAUCUACUGCAGACCACCGAGAGCACUGGUCCAGACGUGGACCUCCAAGAGGACCCUGUUCAGGCUCUUCAGAAGUUCUGCAGCACUUUCCGGCCGUGCCACGGACAGGGCCCGACCUGGUGCAUUGAUAUGGAGGCCGGACGCUGCAAAGCCACCGCCGAGAUCAACCUCCUGGGCGUGAGGCACAGUUUCGCUGGUACACCAGCAUGCCAGGUUCAGGAAGCCAAGGAGGAUACGGCCCGCCGUGUCCUAUGGUAUUUGCAAUGCCCCGGUUAUGAGACCCUCUUCGAGCCAGAUGUGCAGGGAGUGGCUGCUGUGGCCAAGGAGAUUCCCACACCUCCCUCCAAUUGGGUGACUCUCAGCGAGGAUGAUGAGUCAGUCCAGGCUGCAGAACGAAAGACUGCGGUGAUGCGACUACAGAACCGCCUGCAGCAGAGCUUCGCUAAGAAGCUGAAGCCCGGACAAGGUGUAUGGGAAUGGUCUUAUGAGACCGAUGCUCGGGAUGAGAGCUGGCCACCCCUGCAGCGAGCCACCGUUCACGUCCCCGUGGCGCAGCAGUCCUUCACCGGGCGCGGGCGGAGGGGUAAGGGGUGA
Messenger RNA from Durusdinium trenchii, 1017 nucleotides. Lineage: Eukaryota; Dinophyceae; Suessiales; Symbiodiniaceae. The record is from the annotation of a GenBank genome assembly.